AUAGGUUUAGUCAGGAGAUCCUAGCCUUACUGCACAUCACCUCACCUCACUAAAUUAGUUUCACUAGUUUUGGAUUUACGUUCGGGCGUAUAGGACCUAACCACUAAACACCCUAGCAAAACUGAACAUCCAUCCUGAAAUAGGCCUGUUUCUGGUCCCGAUGUCAAGCCAAACAUGUUGGUGGAGUCGGGCACUGAUCCUGAGUGUAUUCUUAAUGAUACCACUCUGCAAAGCCUCCCUUUUAGUGGCCAUCAUUAACACUGAACCUUUGGAUGGAAACAGCGCUGAGGUGAGGGCCCACUUUAGUGUGAUCGCCCCUCUGCCUUGUCCAUCUCUCCUGAACAGUGUGUGCAAUGACGGAAAUUCAUCUUGCAUUGCACAUGCUGUUCCCUCCCCCCAGCAAGGAGGUCAGCCUUCCCCUGGUUGGUGUGUCCGCCAAUGGCAGAAGACUAUACCCAGCCAGCAUUCCUCCAGUAUUACGCUGGGGUCUGAUGUUGGUGUUGUGCUCUCUACAAGAGCAGACCUGUCCACCCGCAAGGACACGCGAAAAGUGAACCAGUCUCCAUUCUCAGCUCUAAUUCCUCCAAUCAGGGUAAAUACAAAUUGCUCUCGAGACAUCCCCCUGAGUGUGUACGACCUCGAUAGUGAUAGAGUUAGGUGUCGAUACGCCCGUGAUGAUCUCGGAGAGUGCCAUGGGAACUGUCCGCAGCAUGCUUUUCUUCUGUUAGAUGAGGCGUCUUGCAUCCUGAGGUACAAAGGAGGAGCAUCUGAGGGACAAUACUCUGUGAAGCUGAUGGUUGAGGAUUUUCCCGUUCCCACUCCUUUUGUGCAAAUGGAAGAAAAAGCAUUCAGCUCAAAUCCUAUCUUUCUCUCCAUCAUAGUGGAGAACAAAUCCCCAGACUGUUCUGCGCUGCCUGUAUUCGUUGAUGAAAGCCCAGAUGCGAAUGCUAUAAUUUCUGUUCUGCCAUACGACGAAGUCAAAUUGAAUGUCACCAUUCGUUCAGAAGCUGAAAGUGUAUUGGAGAUGGCCAUUGCUGGUCCCCCCAGCCUGUACAUAUCCCCACUUCAAAAUGCACAAGAAUCUGAGAAAUCAGUCAGUCUGGCAUGGGUCAGGGGCCCUAAUGACUUCAGCCGUUUGCUGUCCAUCUGUUUCACUGCAAAUACUGAAAGUGUGCAGUCAGAGAUUCGGUGCAUUUGGCUUCAGCAAAGGCCUAUGAACGACUUGCCCGCAGGCACAGAGCUUAGCUGUGCCAACAACACCAUGUCUCUGGUGCUUCCCAUCUCCACCAUGACCGAUCUGCCAUUGGAUGACCUUCAGCUAAACGAUCCUUCCUGCGCCAUCUUCCACAACACCACUCAUGUGACUACCAACUUUUCACUGAGUAGUUGUGGCACGAGGACAGUGCACUAUGGUUCAGCGUUGGUGUACACAAACACACUGAGGAGCACUGGUGUGCCGACUCCCAUUACCCGGCGACCUAUGCUUAUCCUGCCCCUGGCCUGCCAGAUCACAGAGGGGCAAGUCGAGGGCCCCCGCUACAAGAUAACCAUGCCCAAGGAGGAGAAGGUGUUUGGGAAGGUAUCCUUCUGGUUGGAGUUCCAUCGGCCAGGGGAAGGCCCCUUGGGCAACUUAACCCGCACUGCAACGUUUCGGAGGUAUUCGAGGGAGGCUAGAGUGGCGGUGAAAGAGGUCAACAGACUGGAGCAGCUGGAUUUGUAUGUGUUCUCCAACAGCUCAGUGACACGUGCCCAGCUUCUCAUGCAGGGAUGCAUGGAAUCUGAGACAGAGGACUUCAGUGGCGCGUCACCUAUUGUAGAGAAUAGCUGUAAACGUGACAACAAAAGUCUUGAGAUCCUCGUACAAACUCCACAGAUAAAGGUCUACCGACUUAACCUGGCUCAAAUCAAAACUGUGGGAGACACGAUGUUUGUCGAAUGUACGGUGAGCCUCUGCGUGACGACACAGGUCACUGACAAGUGCCCGGGGCCAUGUGAUCCUGUUGAUCCGAAUGUUUUAGUGACCUCGUUCCUGUCCAGUAACUAUACUGUGCGCUCUGGGCCAGUCCUCCUCCUGGAGAGAGAAGUAGAAACUACCACAGCCCCUACAACAACCACCCCACCGACCACCACCACCGCCGCCCCUACUACUACCACCGCUACUACUACUGUUGCUACAACUGCAGCAAACACUACCGCAUCCUCAGCUUCAAAGAGGAGUUCCAGCCUGGCUGCGGGAUUGAUCAUAGUGGUCUUUCCCUUGGUCUUCCUGUGUCUUCUCCACUGAUUUCUCCACUGGUUUCUCUGAAACUCUGAGUAUUAGCUAUUUUGCCUGUUAAUACAUACUCCACAAGGGGGACUAUCAAGUCCUGUGGCCGGGCAUUUUGGCCCUGAAAAGAGAGGAAAUAUGUGUGUGCCUGCUCACUUUGGGACUGCUUCAAGAAUCUCCCUAUAGAGCUCUUGUUCACUUCACCUGACUAGUAUAAUCAUUCUACAGUAUGUUGUCUUUAUUAUAAUUUUUUUUUAGCACUUCAACACUAUUGGCAUUUUUAUGUGUUUAAAUUAUCACUUCUUAUAACAUAAAUGAAUGCCCUUUUAUGCCUUUAUGUACCUUGCAUGUUUAUUAUUUUCAUUGUUAUUCUUUACUUUUAAAAACUAUUCCUUGAC
This is a messenger RNA of Sardina pilchardus (European sardine), 2664 nucleotides long. RefSeq lists its product as uncharacterized. NCBI's taxonomy places the organism in Eukaryota, Metazoa, Chordata, Actinopteri, Clupeiformes, Clupeidae. The coding region runs from base 161 to 2284 and encodes 707 amino acids. The transcript is spliced from 15 exons. The record is from RefSeq and is a predicted model, not a curated record.